Molecule: messenger RNA, 2487 nt
Organism: Symbiodinium natans
Lineage: Eukaryota; Dinophyceae; Suessiales; Symbiodiniaceae
Source: the annotation of a GenBank genome assembly
AUGUCUUCUCCACGUACGCGUGCCGCAUGUUCGUUGCAGGAGACUGGCCUGCGAUUGCCCGCCGUGCGCCGCAUCAACCUGGGUGGUGAGCCUGUCAGUGUCAGGCGUGGGCAGAGCACAGAACCGCAGAAGUGUGCAACCCCUGCUGUCUUCUCUCAGUGCGACAGGCUUCUCCAUCAAGCCCUGCAGAGCUUCACCAACGCACGGGUUCUUGUGACGUAUGGCCCAACGGAAGCUGCCGUCGACUGCACGACGUGGUACGCAGAGAAGGACAGUCUCGGGAAAGUUCCGAGUGCCGUUCUUGGCUGGCCAGAUGCUUUCCGGGCCAUCGAUGUUUGCGAUCCACGCGACCCAUGUGGCGGGGCAGUCCCGUUGGGUUGUACCGGUGAGCUCCGAAUCUUUGGCCCUGGGCUCGCCAAAGGAUAUGUGGCUCGCGCAGAAGAGACCGGCAAAGCCUUCGUGAGCUGUCAGCGUGCUGCAGGUGCCCAGUACCGGACAGGAGAUGCGGUGCGAUGGGGCCGAAUCUGCGGUCUCGAGUUUCUGGGGCGACUGGAUGCUCAGGUCAAGGUCCGUGGCCACCGCGUGGAGUUGGAGGAGAUCGAGUCGGUGCUGAGGAGGUGCCCGGGUGUUGCGGAGGCCGCCGUGGUCUCUGCCGUGGUCUCUACCGAAGUCUCCUCCACGGCCGAUGAGGCCAUGCUCGUGGCUUUCGUCAGCCCUCAGAAGGGGGCUCCAGCUCCUUCCGAGCUUCCGCAGACCUUUGCAGCCAAGUCGCUGCCCGAUCACAUGGUCCCUCGCCACGUCUUCUCGCGAGGUGGAGUGAGCCGGUUAGCUACACCAGGCAUGAGUGAAGUUAGCGACUGGCCUCGCAGCCCCACGGGAAAGCUGGACCGUCCGCGCCUGGCGCGCGAGGCCCAGGACCUCCUCGCCCUGGAGGUGCAGAAUGGGCUGGAGGAUGAUCUGAACCUGCCUCCAGAUCUUCGCACAGCUGGCGCGGAGUGCUUCCUACAUCUGCUUCGCAAGACCCUUCGACUUCAGCAGAUUGAGCUUUCAAAGCCAUUUACGCGGCUGGGCGGCGACUCCAUUUCGGCCAUCCGAAUCUCAGCAGGGCUACGCGAGCAUGGCUAUGAUUUGUCACCUGCAAGGCUGCUGACUGCUCCCUCUGCUGCAGCCUUAGCGAGGAGCAUUGAGGCAUCCCAGUCCACUUGUGACCGCGGUGGCACAUCCGCAAAGAUCGAAGGGGAAGUGCCAUUGAGCUUGAUGCAGACUCGCUUCUUUGGCUUGGGUCUUCGAAAUCCGCAUCACUACAACCAGUCCCUGAUGCUCAUGCCGUGCUCCGAAGCAAAGCAUCUUGAUGCAGAGAGCCUCCGGCGAUGCUUAGUGCGUCUUGCAGAACACCACGACCUGCUGCGCGCCAGUUUCCAGCUGACCGACCAUUCGCGGACUUCACAGAACAUUCGGCCGCAAGCGCAGGCUGCGAAAGCUGUCUCAGCAAUAGCGCAGACGGCCAGGCCAGAGGAGUUGGGAGACAUUUGCGAUCGCUUGCAGCAGUCUCUGGAGCUGAACGAGGGCCCGAUCAUGGCCGGAGCUGUUGUGCACAUGAGCCAGAGCAGGGACGCGAAGUCCGAGCAAGACUGGGAAGCGAGAAUUCUUCUUGUCAUCCACCACUUGGUUGUGGACCUGGUUUCAUGGCAGGUUAUUGUGGCGGACAUGGAGCAGCUGCUGCUACACGAGCUGGGUCUCGUCCCAGAGUCGCAGCUGUCUGUGGUGACCCGGUCCUUCCAUGAGUAUGCUAGCCAGUCGGUGUCAAGCAAUCCGCAGGCUUCACGAAAGCCGGCGGUGGACUGGGCUGCGGCUUUGGCAAAGGACGCUGACCUCGCUGGGAACUCCUGGGCCACAGCCAAGCGAGAGGUACGCAGCCUGGAUUGCGUGGACACGGCACUGCUCCUCUCUUGUGGGGAGAUUCGGCCCUUCGAAGUGCUGCUGGCUGCCUUGGCCAAGGCCUUCGGGUCGCUGGCGCGUGCCAUUGGUGCCCAAGUGCAAGGGCUUUGGGUGGAGGUGGAGGGCCAUGGCCGUGGUUCGGAGCAUGGAGAUUUCGCCAACACGGUCGGCUGGUUUACCGAGUUGCUGCCGGUCUGUCUGGAGGUCGUUCACAUGCGCUGGUGUGCACUGAUGCAUGUACCCUGCGUCCUGCGUCCGUUACCCGGGCGUCACCUGUGGCCUGUCGCGCAGGUGUCCGAGUCGAUUCCAGACACUCUUCUCGAGAGCAUGGAGCGGUGCAGAAGCACGUCGGCAAGUCGCAAGCAGGACGUGCAGCCGACAAUUUGCUUCAACUACUACGGUCAGGCAAGCCAUGCUGGCACCGACUUGCAGAUCUUCAGUCUGGCUCCAGAGUGGAGGACGUUGGCCCUGAAAGAUAUGGCGGAAGAGAACCAGCGCGAGUAUCUUCUGGAAAUCGAGGCGUCGGGUGUGAUGGUUGAGUCGGUUUGA